UCUCCCGGCCAGCACUUGGGUUUUGAAUACAGCCACACUGGAAAUCCCACCAGGAAGUGCUUGGAAAAAGGAGUGGCAGCACUGGAUGGGGCCAAGUGCAGUUUGGCCUUUGCUUGGGGUUUAGCAGUCACUUUGAUUAUUACUCAUCUUUUAAAAGCGGGAGACCAAAUUAUUUGCAUGGAUGAUGUGUAUGGAGGUACAAGCAGGUAUUUUAGGAAGGUGACUGCUGAAUUUGGAUUAGAGACUUCUUUUGUUGAUUGUACCAAAACCAAAUUGCUGGAGGCAGCAAUUACACCAGAAACCAAGCAGGGACCUUUGGCUCUGGGAGCUGAUAUUUGUAUGUAUUCUGCAACAAAAUAUAUGAAUGGCCACAGUGAUGUUGUAAUGGGCUUAGUGUCUAUUAAUUCUGAAGACCUCCAUAACAGACUUCAUUUCUUGCAAAAGGCUCUUGGAGCAGUUCUGUCUCCUAUGGACUGUUAUCUCUGCAAUCGACACCUGAAGACUCUGCAAAUCCGAAUGAAGAAGAAUUUCAAAAAUGGAAUGGCAGUUGCCCAAUUCCUAGAAUCUAAUCCCCAGGUAGAAAAAGUUAUUUAUCCUGGUUUGCCCUCCCAUCCACAGCAUGAGGUGGCAAAGCGUCAGUGCACAGGUUGCCCAGGUAUGAUCACCUUUAUUAUUAAGGGCACUCUUCCACAUGCUGAGACUUUCCUCAAGAACCUAAAGUUAUUUACUCUGGCUGAAAGCUUGGGAGGAUAUGAAAGUCUUGUUGAGUUUCUGGCAAUCAUGACCCAUGCAUCAGUGCCUAAGAAUGACAGGGAUAUCCUUGGAAUUAGUGACACACUGAUUCGACUCUCUGUGGGCUUAGAGGAUGAAAAAGAUCUGCUAGAAGAUCUAGAUCAAGCUUUGAAGGCAGCACACCCUUCAAGAGGAAAUUGCAACUAA
Molecule: messenger RNA, 939 nt
Organism: Sciurus carolinensis (gray squirrel)
Lineage: Eukaryota; Metazoa; Chordata; Mammalia; Rodentia; Sciuridae
Product: cystathionine gamma-lyase-like
Exons: 2
Biological process (GO): transsulfuration
Cellular component (GO): cytoplasm
Molecular function (GO): pyridoxal phosphate binding; cystathionine gamma-lyase activity
Source: RefSeq, a predicted model, not a curated record